Glycine soja is the source of this 603-nucleotide messenger RNA. RefSeq lists its product as uncharacterized. The transcript is spliced from 2 exons. The record is from RefSeq and is a predicted model, not a curated record. Bases 1 to 603 code for a protein of 200 amino acids. Lineage: Eukaryota; Viridiplantae; Streptophyta; Magnoliopsida; Fabales; Fabaceae.
AUGGCAUGUCCAGAAGGGAAAAAAGUUUCUUUUGGUAUAUAUACUCUAGUGGAAGAAGCUGAGUAUUGGUGGGAGAAUACUCGCCAAUGCCUAGAUGCUGAAGGUCAAGAGGUGACUUGGGAUGUCUUCAAGAGGGUGUUUUUGGAGAAAUACUUUCUUGAGGAUGUUACGAAUAAGAAAGAGAUGGAGUUCUUGGAGCUCAAGCAGGGAAACAUGACUGUAGCUGAAUAUGCAGCCAAGUUUGAGGAGCUGGUGAGGUACUUUCCCCAUUAUCAAGGGAGAGAUGGUGAAAGUUCCAAGUGUGUGAAGUUUCUGAAUGGCUUGCGACCUGAUGGUGUCCGUCAGUUUCCACUCUUGGUUAACAUGUGCCGAAUUCGGGAUGAAGACUCUCAUGAUAGAGCAAGCUAUUAUAAGAGUACAGGUCCAAUGAAGAACAAAAAGAAUGGACCUCAACAUCGGGGAAAGCCGUACUCGACCCCUCCCAAGCAAUAUGGUAACCGCCCCAACAAUCAGAGGACUGCUACAACGGGGUUGGUGGGGGGUAGUGGUAGCAAACCCAAUACUUUCCCCACUCAAAUCACUUGUUACAGAUCACUUGGUUAA